Molecule: messenger RNA, 347 nt
Organism: Racocetra fulgida
Lineage: Eukaryota; Fungi; Glomeromycota; Glomeromycetes; Diversisporales; Gigasporaceae
Source: the annotation of a GenBank genome assembly
AGCCCAUUUCUGCUGAGUCAUCAGUUACCGCAAAAUCUGUACAAAAGGUUCAUGAAACAUCAGUGAAUAAUGGAGGCCUUAAUUAUAUUCGCACUUUAAGAUUUUCAUCUUAUGGAUUUUUAAUUGCUCCAGUUGUUCAUACUUGGUUUUCUUUUUUGGACAAUAGAUUUCCAUUGCCUCAAGUAAAAAUUAGUAAGAAUCUGAUGGCUGCACAAAUGAGUACCGUAAUCAAAAGAGUCACGGUAGAUCAAAUUGCAUUUGCACCUUUUGGGUUGUUUUUAUUUUUUAGCAUCAUUGGUGUACUUGAAGGUCAUGAUAUAAAUGGUAUUAAACAAAAAUUACAUGAG